This is a messenger RNA of Oncorhynchus tshawytscha (Chinook salmon), 3192 nucleotides long. RefSeq names its product protein LSM14 homolog A. The transcript is spliced from 10 exons. Bases 90 to 1670 code for a protein of 526 amino acids. Gene Ontology annotation, cellular component: P-body. The record is from RefSeq and is a predicted model, not a curated record. NCBI's taxonomy places the organism in Eukaryota, Metazoa, Chordata, Actinopteri, Salmoniformes, Salmonidae. Gene Ontology annotation, biological process: cytoplasmic stress granule assembly; P-body assembly. Gene Ontology annotation, molecular function: mRNA binding.
AAUAGCACGCAAAAGCACAAAAAGGGCUAGCCACAUACAUGCUUCAAAGAAACGCUCAGUGAGGGAUCUAGUUGGAUUUUGAAGCCAUCAUGAGUGGAGGAACCCCUUAUAUCGGGAGCAAAAUCAGCCUAAUUUCUAAGGCCGAGAUUCGUUACGAAGGGAUUCUCUACACUAUUGACACUGAGAAUUCGACUGUAGCACUUGCAAAAGUUCGGUCUUUUGGCACUGAGGAUCGGCCCACUGAUAGGCCCAUCCCGCCCCGAGAUGAGAUCUUUGAGUACAUAAUCUUCAGAGGCAGUGACAUCAAGGACCUGACUGUGUGUGAGCCGCCAAAGCCAACAUGCUCUUUCCCGCAGGACCCUGCCAUCGUCCAGUCCUCUGUGUGCUCAGCCCCUCCACCUGCUCCUGCUGCCACUUCAGCUCCAUUCCAGUCGGUGGGCUCCAACGGCCUGUUCAACCGAGCUCCUGUGCCCCUGUACAGCCAGUGUAACACCAGCCCCCUGGUGUCAAUGCAGUUUGGCACCGUUGGUGACGGUAAGAGCCACAGCAACACAAAGCCUGGAUAUGGAAGAUCAGUGACGCCCUCUUCCUUUGGGAGCGACACAAGCUCCGCUGCAACCCAGUCCCAGAGCAGUGCUAUUGGCGCUGCUCUCCCCACUGAUUCACACUCUCUGGGUACCGCUACUGUCCUUGUAUCUAAAGGCCACACCAGCCCCCCCCUGGACCCCCUGAGGAAGAGCCCCACAGAACAGGCAGCCCCGUCGGCCCCCUACGCUCCGACUCCCAGCUUGGGCCGUAGGAGUCCCGCUCCAGGCCAAACGACCCCCUCGGCUCCAGCCGCCGGCCAUGCCCAGCAGCAGCACCAUCACCAGGGUGAGACCGUCAGUGGGGCCCGCAGUAACCAGGCCUGGGGUGUGCCCUGCAAUGCGCCCAUUUCUCACCAACGCUAUACCACUGCAGGGCUUACCAACUCUAUCUUUAUCUCCGUAGUUGGCGGCCCCCCACCUCAGAGGCGUGGUCGUGGGGGAAGACAACGCGGCAGGGGCCGCUUCAACGUGCGCCGAGACGGACCCAUGAAGUUCGAGAAGGACUUCGACUUUGAGAGUGCCAACGCCCAGUUCGACAAGGAAGAAAUUGACAGGGAGUUCCAGAGCAAGCUCAAACUAAAAGAUGAGACGGAGAAGGCAGCAGUGAACGUGGAGGAUAAGGGUAACUCCAGUGUGGAGACUCAGAACAGCAAGGGCAACGCUGAUGAAGGGCUGGAGGCACCAACACUUCAAGUUUACUACGACAAGUCAAAGUCUUUCUUCGACAAAGUCUCCUGUGAUUACAGCAGGAAAGCUGCAGAAAAACUUGGAGGAAGCUCUGGUUUCCCACUGCAGCGGAGGCAGACCUGGGCUGAGGAGCGGCGUAUCAACUCUGAGACGUUCGGCAUCCCCCUGCGUGGGGGUCAGGCCCGUGGGGGCUACCGCGGGCGUGGUGGUAUGGGCUUCCGCAGGGGUCGCUCCGCCAGCAGAGGGUCCUUCGGUCCCCCCCGCGGAAGCCACGGCUACAGGGGAGGAUUCAAUCCAACAAGCCAGGGAGGAUGGGAGUUUUCAGAGAACUUUGAGUACAGGGAUACCGGUGGCUGCAUGGAGGACAGAUCCAGAGGGGUGACGGCUCAUCUUUAGAAAUAGUUUGUUUUAUACUUUUGACUAAAAGAUUGUAUAUUUGUCAACAUCACUGGGGGUAGACUGUUUUGAAUGCCACUUUUCCAUAUCUUUUAAUAAUGGAAAUGAUGCAAUCCAUUGAUAUCUUCAAAACAAUUUCCAGGUGGCUAAAUUGUGUAUAAAAAUAUUUGAGGGAUGUCCUUUUCAGCAAUGAGGUUUUUUUUCUUCUUGUAACAGGUAUUUGAUGAUAUUCUGUUAGGUGUAGAAGGCCGAAUGACUGAGGAUCGCUGACACAGCUUCAUUUUUUGGGGAAACCUGUAAUGUACCAAAAUAGCCAGUGGGGUCUGUCACAGCUUUCUGUGUAUUUUUCAACCACACAAACUGUACCUGUACCUAGUCUGCUAGCUAUCCGUGUCCUCAAUGACAGCGUUUAUGAUUUUAGCUAGAUAUCAACUUUUUGUAAAUGAUAUUCUGUUUUAUUUACUUCCACGUCUUCACUAGUGAUGGUGCUAGAUGAACUUGGCUAUACUCUUCUUGUUUGGUGACAUAGUUUAACUCUGGUUGCAUAACUAGGUAUAGGGAAAGAUGGAUCAUAGGUCAGAACUUCAUUUUCUUUUUUUUUUAAUUCUGUAGGUUGCCCUGUACUCGAGGCUACUGGUAUUGUGUAACUGGAGGCACAGUGCUGCUGUUUGCUACGGUUAUAUCUCUAGCGUAAUCUAUGUAAACUGCUACAAGAGCUCGCUAAAGCAGGCCAUCUAAGUAUGCUUCUUCCUGACAUUUAGGUCACAUUUCAGUUUCCAACAUUUCUAAGGAGCUUUCCAAAUUGUUAUUCCCUUUUACCUCUUUUUGUCAGUCAGUUUGUUAACCUCCUCCUGAACUCCACAUCCUCGUUCCUCUCAAAAGAAACCAGAAUGCCAGAAAGAAUUUGACCCACCAACCGUACUUGAGAUGUCUGACGGAGAGAAACAAUACCCUGAUUGAACUCUUGAUUCGAUGCCUCUGACUCUGUCCCAUGGCACUGCAUGGCGGUUGGUGGCUUGCUAAGCUACACAAGUGAUGUCAACCUAAUUGCUCAGUUAAAAAUUGGUUAAAAUAUUUGAUUAAUUGUAGAGCCCUUUUGGUUUUAGCUUAUUAGGUAUUAGUUACAUAGUAAUAUUGAAGCUAAUAUUUUGGAGGUUUUGAAUGAUUGGGCACAAAUUGGGUGAAGAUUGGUUGAUGGGAAGUAAUGAACUUUGACUGAAUGUCUGAUGCUAUCUUGGCCAGGCAUGAUUUAAAUAGAAAAUACUAGCUAGAUUUGGGAAUUUAUAUCUUGCAGGAAAUGUACACAGUUGCACUUUUUACUAUUGAAGUUUUAUAUAAUGGUGUCUUCUGUUAAUGUGUUAAUCCUGAGAUUGUAUUCCAGUUCUGCUAAUUGUGGAUGACCUGGUGAGUCCCAAAUGGCAGUCCUAUAUAGUGCACUGCUUGGCUCUGGUCAAAGGUAGUUCACUUUACAGGGAAUAGGAUGCUAUUUGGGAUGAUACCGACGAUGUUAUGGUACCUGACC